AUGCAGUCAGAGAGUAUUGCAGAGAAUACUUUGGUUGAUAAUUGUUCUGCAGGUGACUGUAAUUUACGAAAUCGACCGUUGCUAUUGAGAAUUAACGGAAAAUUAUACGAUGUAGCAUUAUUUGCUGAAAAACAUCCUGGGGGACAACAGAUUCUGAGACGUUUAGAAGGCGAGGAUGUUAGUGAUUAUAUGAAUGGCAUGAAAAACAUUAACGGUAUUAAACAUAUACAUUCCAAAGCGGCGUAUCGGAUGCUGGAACGAUAUUGCGUAGAAGAUCAAUAUAAUGAAACUGAUGACUUACUUUCUAACGAGCCUAUGUUGAAAAAAGUUGGUAAUUUGGGUGAUCGUUACUGGACAUGGAUUCACCAGCCGUAUGAAGGUUCGCUUCGACUUUUCGAAUCAAACAUUCUUGAAAGUAUGACCAGGACAAGUUGGUGGGUGGUGCCGCUAGUCUGGAUGCCUUUUGUAAUUGCUAUUACUGUGCGUGCUUUUUCGAUCGUUUUCCUUGACUAUGGAUUUCUCUAUGGAUUGUUAUUUUGGGCAGUUUUUUUCACGUUAGGUGUUCUCAUGUGGACUCUACUAGAAUAUCUUCUUCAUCGUUGUAUAUUUCAUUGGCAGCCAAGCCCGAAGUCGCGUUUCCAAAUUACUUUGCAUUUCCUCUUACAUGGAUUACAUCACAAGACACCUCUGGAUAGUGAUCGUUUGGUUUUUCCACCAAUACCAGCUUGUUUUUUUUUCUCGUUUCUUUACUUCAUGUUUGAUCAAUUACUUCCCUAUGACUUAUUUUACUGUUUUGGAGGUGGCAGUCUGUUCGGUUACAUCAUGUAUGAUUGUUUACAUUAUUACUUGCAUCAUGCAGAUCCAUUACCGGGCACGAGUCUUCAUUAUCGGAAAGUUUACCAUAAUAACCAUCAUUUCAAAAAUUCUGAUUUAGGUUUGUUUCUUUCAAAUUUCAACGUUAUUCUACUAUUUCUCUGCAUGUUAUAA
Thelazia callipaeda (thelaziosis nematode) is the source of this 987-nucleotide messenger RNA. The record is from the annotation of a GenBank genome assembly. Lineage: Eukaryota; Metazoa; Nematoda; Chromadorea; Rhabditida; Thelaziidae.